Messenger RNA from Funneliformis caledonium, 802 nucleotides. The record is from the annotation of a GenBank genome assembly. Lineage: Eukaryota; Fungi; Glomeromycota; Glomeromycetes; Glomerales; Glomeraceae.
AUGGGAGUUCCAGCUCUUUUUAGGUGGUUAUCCAAAAAAUAUCCUAAAAUCAUUGAACAGGUCAUCGAAGAACGACCAAUUGAAGUUAAUGGAGUAGAAAUUCCAGUUGAUAUUUCUAAACCAAAUCCUAAUAAGAUGGAGUUCGAUAAUUUAUAUUUAGAUAUGAAUGGCAUUAUUCAUCCUUGUUGUCAUCCGGAUAACAAGCCUGCUCCAGAAACUGAAGAAGAUAUGAUGAUUGAAAUAUUUAAAUAUACUGAGCGUAUAGUUGCUAUGAUUCGCCCUCGAAGGGUUUUAUAUCUCGCUAUUGAUGGAGUGGCACCUCGUGCUAAAAUGAAUCAACAAAGAUCUCGUAGAUUUAGAACUGCACAAGAAGAUAAAGAAAAGGCGGAAGAAGCAACUCAAGAGAUAGAAAGGCUUGAAGCGUCAGGACAAUCGAUAGAUACAACGCUCAAACAAAAAAAGUCAUUUGAUAGUAACUGUAUAACACCAGGUACGCCCUUUAUGGCACGUCUUGCAGAAUGUUUACGAUAUUGGAUCGCAGAUAAACUUAAUACAGAGCCAGGAUGGAAAAAUGCAUUCAUCUUAUCUGAUGCGAGUGUACCAGGCGAAGGUGAACACAAAAUUAUGGAUUUUAUUCGUGCACAACGAGGUAGUCCAUAUCACGAUCCUAACACUUGUCACGUAAUAUAUGGCUUGGAUGCCGAUCUUAUUAUGCUUUCAUUGGCUACACAUGAACCUCAUUUUAAAGUACUACGAGAAGACGUCUUCUUUCAAGAAGGAAUUUAUAGAGGAUGUUUUAUAU